Molecule: messenger RNA, 2172 nt
Organism: Balaenoptera musculus (blue whale)
Lineage: Eukaryota; Metazoa; Chordata; Mammalia; Artiodactyla; Balaenopteridae
Gene: CPLANE2
Product: ciliogenesis and planar polarity effector 2
Exons: 6
Coding region: 356-1132 (258 amino acids)
Molecular function (GO): GTPase activity; GTP binding
Source: RefSeq, a predicted model, not a curated record
GGCCCAGAGGGCAAGUCCCUGUCCAGGGUGUCUCUGAGCCGGAGUGGCUGCACACAUAGGAGAGACCAAACCUACGUGGAACCCGGCAGCCCAACCCCGCCCCCCGCGUCUCCAUGACAACAGCCUCCGCACAUGCGCCUCAAGCACCAGCGCCUGGGCUGGCGGCUUGAGCCGAAGCCGGACGCAAGCAGGGCGGAAGCUGACCCCGCGUGCUGGGCGGCGGGAGCUCUGGGCGGGCUUUUAAAGGGGCGGUCUCCACCCGGGCCCAUUCGCCCGCGGGGACUGCUGAUGGUGAGGGCUGGGUGGGCCUGGGAGUCAGGAUCCAGGAGGCAGAGGAGAAGCAGGUGGCCCAGCCAUGGCCAGACUACCCGCCCCAGGCUCAGUGAUUGUCCCAGACUGGCACGAGACCGCCGAGGGCAAGGAGUACCUGGCCUGCAUCCUGCGCAAGAACCGACGGCGGGUGUUUGGGCUGCUCGAGCGACCAGUGCUGCCCCCGCCUGUGGCCAUUGACACCGCCAGCUACAAGAUCUUUGUGUCUGGGAAGAGUGGUGUGGGCAAGACAGCGCUGGUGGCCAAGCUGGCUGGCCUGGAGGUGCCCGUGGUGCACCACGAGACCACUGGCAUCCAGACCACCGUGGUAUUUUGGCCGGCCAAGCUGCAGGCCAGCGACCGUGUUGUCAUGUUCCGCUUUGAGUUCUGGGACUGCGGGGAGUCUGCGCUCAAAAAGUUCGAUCACAUGCUGCCGGCUUGCCAGGAGAAAACAGAUGCUUUCCUCUUCCUCUUCUCCUUCACUGACCGUGCCUCCUUUGAAGACCUCCCUGGACAGCUGGCCCGAGUAGCAGGCGAGGCCCCUGGUGUGGUCAGGCUGGUCAUCGGCUCCAAAUUUGACCAGUAUAUGCACACGGACGUGCCUGAGCGUGACCUCACAGCCUUCCGGCAGGCCUGGGAGCUGCCCCUCCUGCGGGUGAAGAGUGUGCCAGGGCGACGGCUGGCAGAUGGACGCACGCUGGAUGGGCGGGCUGGGCUGGCCGACAUUGCCCACGUGCUCAACGGCCUGGCAGAGCAGUUGUGGCACCAGGACCAGGUGGCAGCUGGCCUGCUCCCCAACCCCCCAGAGGACCCCCCCAGCUGAGGGGUGGUGGCAUGAUGAGUGGGCACUCCCGACCCUCAGGUGACCCAGAGCAGGACCCCAGGGCCUAAGGCUGGGACAGGAAUAUUGAUCUCAUCCCGAGGACUAGCCAGAGGGUCCUAGUCAGGGAGAAUGGUGGCCUGAGAAGGCUCCCGCCCCCAGAGCACUUUCCUUGUGGAAUUCUUGGCAGUGAGGUGGGGCACAAGGCUCGGUAGGGCAGCCGUCUGAGGGCGUCUGGCUGUCCUCUGGCCUCCUCCCUCUGCCCUAGGAGUCUGGGUUUCUGGAAACUGAGGAACUGUAUGCACAAGGCCUGAGGGCUCAAGCAUCUCCCCAGCCUCCCCCUGCCCUUCCCCCUUCUGCAGCAACCGUGGAGUGUGAUUGGGGAGAGGGGGUGCCUCAGCUGGGCCCUGGACCUCAAGUGACUUCAGUCAGAGCCUGUACGUGUUAGUUGAGGUAACACCAUCUGCUGUACCAGGUAAACCCUGAACUCUCAGUGGCUUAACUUAAGAGAAGUUUUUUUCUUUCUAUGUCUCACCUCAGGUGGAGGUGAAGGUGGGUGUGGAGGCUCUGCUCUAUACACUGAUUCAGAGACCCAGGCUCUGACAUCUUCCAUGAGUUUCUUCCCAGUUUGUCCUGGGGCAUCAACAUCCAGUCAGCAGACGGGAUGAGUGCGGGUGGAAGGUCCCCCAGCAGGUUUCUACAGACCUGGCCUAGGACGGUGUGCCUCAUUUCUGCCCACAUUCCAUUGGCCAGCACCUAGUCACAUGGUCACACAGAGCAGUGGGGGAGGUUGGGAAAUGUAGUCCACCUGUGUGUCCAGGAGGCAAGCACCUCACUCUGGAAUUCCUUUUUUUGACCAUGAAGCUGUCAAGCUAUGCUUAGGACAGGGGCCCUGCCAGCCUGGGGGAACCAGAAAGUAUCACUGGGCAGGGACUGGGCCAGGUGGGGGGGGUCAGGGCAUGAGCUGGCAGGGGGCCAGCAAGGACAGGAGAAGGAAGGUGAGUGACCUUGUGCCCUUGCCCCAUCAGCCAGACACUAGUGAA